Rhizopus microsporus ATCC 52813 is the source of this 921-nucleotide messenger RNA. Its product is annotated as mitochondrial carrier. The coding region runs from base 1 to 921 and encodes 306 amino acids. NCBI's taxonomy places the organism in Eukaryota, Fungi, Mucoromycota, Mucoromycetes, Mucorales, Rhizopodaceae. Gene Ontology annotation, biological process: iron import into the mitochondrion. The transcript has 3 exons. Gene Ontology annotation, cellular component: mitochondrial membrane. The record is from RefSeq and is a predicted model, not a curated record. Gene Ontology annotation, molecular function: ferrous iron transmembrane transporter activity.
AUGCAAGACAUAGAAUAUGAAUAUGAAUCUUUGGGUGCAAAUUCAACCAUGACUCAGAAUGCAAUUGCAGGCGCAAUGGCAGGGAUUGGAGAACACUGUAUAAUGUAUCCUGUAGACAGUAUUCGGACAAGAAUGCAGGUAUUAUCAGUACCAGAACUUACAACAGCCAUCGCGUCUAGGAAACAGUGGAUCAAACAAGGAAAUCUCUGGAAAGGUGUUUAUUCUGUUAUUGCUGGUGCCGGCCCUGCUCAUGCUGUUCAUUUUGCAACAUAUGAAUUUUGUAAAGAAAGACUCAAUAAGUCCAUAGCUUACAGUACUGAGGUGAGCUUACCUAAUGGAGACAUGUUGACAAUACCAAGUCAUUUGAUCGCCUCAGCAGGAGCAGGCGCCAUUGCUACGUUUUCUCAUGACUUUUUGUUGACACCAUUUGAUGUGAUAAAGCAGAGGAUGCAGAUUCAAAGCACGAAAUAUACAUCUGUUAGGGAAUGUGCCAAGACGGUGUACAGAGCAGAAGGCUUGAAGGCGUUUUAUAUUUCAUUUCCUACAACACUGUCGAUGUCAAUACCGUUUCAAUCCGUACAGUUUGCAACUUAUGAAUACUGUCGAUCUAAAUUGGACCCAGCUGGGACCUACAGCCCAAAGACGCAUGUGAUUGCUGGUGCUGUAGCAGGAGCAGUCGCAUCAUCCGUAACAACACCAUUGGAUGUGAUAAAAACAUUGUUACAGACACGUGGAACAUCAGUAGACCCAGAAGUAAGAGAUGUAAGAGGCUUCAGGCAAGCUGCUCGUUUGAUUUAUAGUCGUUAUGGCAUCAAGGGCUUCUUUAGAGGAUUUCGACCUAGAGUAUUAACCAAUAUGCCAAGUACUGCUAUCAGCUGGAGUGUAUAUGAAUAUUUCAAGUGGUUUUUAGCAAGCGAUUAA